CAGACCCAGCUGGUGGACCGGAGAGCGUACACGCGCGAGAGGAGAGUGACAUUUGGACUUUUUUUUUAUUUGAACAACGAAGGAGACACAUACUUCGAAAUUAUUUAGUGCUGUUUGUGGAUCUCGUCAUUUUUAUUGUGCGUAUUUCUGGUGCGUAAAGUUCCGUGCGUAAACGGUCACACUACAGAACUGUCACAACAAAUUGAUGAAGAUUUCACGAUGUAUUUGGAUACUUUUUGGGGGACAACUUUUAUAACAAUAUUUUACCAAGUGUCAUAAGUGAACAGCAGCGCUAAUGCCGGACUUUCAUUCUGGAUUGCCGUAUUUUGAUUCAUUUGGAUGGAUGAAAUCAAGCUGCGGACUUUCACCUGCAAGGGACACUGAGGGGUUUUGGACCUAUUAAUUCCAGCCAAACUUGAAUCUGAGAGGAUUCCGAAGCAGGGGGAGCUUAACUUUUUAGACCUUCCAGCAGCGAAUCAGCGGAAUAUUCAUGAAUCAAUAUUUGAAUUACUACAAGAUGAGGCUGAGAGCAUCGAGGUUUGGUUAUCUGUUACUUCAGUUCACAGCGCUUUGCUUUUACGCACAGAACACAGUGCAGUCUCCUCCUAAUUUCAAGCACCAUGUCACCGAGCAGAGUCGGCUGUCGGACCGGAUGAGCCGCCGGUUGACUCGAACCUAUCAACUGUACAGUCGAACCAGCGGGAAACACGUCCAGGUGCUGUCCAACAAGAGGAUCAACGCUAACGGGGACGAUGGAGCGGCGCACGCUAAACUCGAGGUCGAGACGGACUCUUUUGGGAGUCGUGUGCGGAUCAGAGGGGUGAAGAGUGGAUACUACAUUUGCAUGAAUAAGCGAGGGAAGCUGAUUGGAAAGAAGAAGGGAAGAGGUAAAGAUUGUAUCUUCACCGAAAUUGUUCUGGAAAAUAACUACACGGCGCUCCAGAACGCCAAAUACGAAGGCUGGUACAUGGCUUUUACACGCAAGGGCCGUCCAAGGAAGGCCUCAAAGACCAAGCAGCACCAGAGAGAGGCCCACUUCAUGAAGCGGUUACCUCGGGGCCACUUGUUGAGUGAGAAGAGACCAUUUGAUGUUCUACCACUCUCUGUUCUUCCUUUAAGCAAGCGGACUAAAAAUUCGCAUCAGCAGCGCUCAGUGGGCCGCUGAGGUACGACGAUGUGGAGAAACCAUUAUGGACAAACCACUCUGAAAUUAGGGGGGGACAAUUCACAUUUCACAGUCAAAUGUAACUAUCUCUCAGAUUGUGGACUCCUGGUGUCAUUCUUUGCUCUGGAUUUUAUGUACACGUUGACUGUCAAAUAUGAUAAUUGUGUCCAAUUUAGUGAGAUAUGAUUUCUCUCAUUGAAUUAGUGGGACAUUGAAUUUUUAGGAAGAGAUUUCAAGGCUAAAUGUUCAGUGGUAAAGAAUGUUUAAAGUACGAUGAAGCUAAACAAGGCAGCUAUCUGUUUUUACUGUUCUGGUUAAAGCAUCUGAGUUUCAUUUGACACUAAUUUCCUUUAAGAGGUAAUUUUGGAAUUUUUCAAUAUCUAUGAAUAUAUUUCUACUGUAAAAAUGUAAAUUACAUCAAAUGGAUAUUUAUUGUAGAGUGUAUAUUAAAAGCACUAAAGAAUCCACUCAAAAGAA
Syngnathus typhle (broad-nosed pipefish) is the source of this 1642-nucleotide messenger RNA. It is a transcript of the gene fgf8b, whose product is annotated as fibroblast growth factor 8b. NCBI's taxonomy places the organism in Eukaryota, Metazoa, Chordata, Actinopteri, Syngnathiformes, Syngnathidae. Bases 491 to 1165 code for a protein of 224 amino acids. The transcript is spliced from 5 exons. The record is from RefSeq and is a predicted model, not a curated record. Gene Ontology annotation, biological process: positive regulation of protein phosphorylation; heart morphogenesis; neuron differentiation. Gene Ontology annotation, molecular function: growth factor activity; type 2 fibroblast growth factor receptor binding; type 1 fibroblast growth factor receptor binding. Gene Ontology annotation, cellular component: cytoplasm.